UUGACAGCUUCCAAGAUGCCCCUCCUCCCUAACCCUAACCCUCCCUCCCCCCUAGCUAAUCCUAACCCUGCUCUGCCCCUGCACUGCCGUGCCCUUCUCCUUCUUCAUUCCUCUCGUGAUUCUCGCCACUCGUUCUCUUCCCCAUGCCUGCAAUCUAACGAACGUAUCGCUGCCAUCUCCACCCCCACGUCACUUGCACUGCAACCUGCCCCUUCCCUCGCCUCCCGUUCCUCUGCCUGCCUGCCUCCCAGCAGAUUUCCUCUUCCGCCAUUGCAUGUGCGGUAUCCUAUACGCGUACCGUCCACACCAGCGUCGACUGCUCCGUCUGGAGACACUUUCUUUUCAGGUGAAUGUUGUGGGCGCUCACAUGUUUCAAAUGCUUAUGCAGAUGUAUGAGAUCAUAGUGAAAUGUGCCGAAGCUACUUGUACAAAACGCAGGAUCUUGCAUGUAAUUUGGAAUGGGUACGCCAAUGCAUUAGGAGACGUAGUGACAUGAUGGGCGUUAUGGCAGUGAAUUAUAGGUUCUCUUCUGUGAGCACCUUGGUUACACUUAGGAAUGCAUCAGAUAAGCAUUCCUCUAAAGUCUCUAAAGCUGAAGAGGUAUUGCUAGAAUGAUACAUGUGUUGUGUAGGACAGAAGAUGAUAUGCUUGGUGUAGCAAUGUAGACAAGAGUGUGUAGAAUAGCUAAGAAAGUAAAUCUAAUGUAAAAUUGUGAACGUAUGGGAACAGGUUGAAUAUUGGAUAA
This is a messenger RNA of Physcomitrium patens, 745 nucleotides long. Lineage: Eukaryota; Viridiplantae; Streptophyta; Bryopsida; Funariales; Funariaceae. The record is from RefSeq and is a predicted model, not a curated record.